This is a messenger RNA of Stylophora pistillata, 2110 nucleotides long. RefSeq lists its product as uncharacterized. Lineage: Eukaryota; Metazoa; Cnidaria; Anthozoa; Scleractinia; Pocilloporidae. The record is from RefSeq and is a predicted model, not a curated record.
AUGGAUUUUAUAGUCAUCAGCCAAAUCAUAUUUACUGUAUAUGCAGGCGGGAGCCCAUCGCUAUGGAUCUGCUCCUGCAGGUCCAAUGAUCCAUGGCCACAAGCUCAGAAACCUCAAGUGAAGCAAUCUGUGCCGCUGACUUCUGUAAAUAAAUCAGCUGCGCAGAAUGAGGUUAAGACAGCAGAUUCCAAAACAGCGGAGGGGACCGGACAAGCAACUGGGAGGGCAAUUUUGUUACACAGUGCUAAUGGAGUGGGACAUGUCGUUCAAGAUUCACCCAGUGGAAAAUCUCCUGUGAUUGUUAUCAACUCAGAGGCUGCGGCUGACAAUGGUGGUAAACUUGACCCAUUCUCUCAAGAUUGUCUCGAUGCACAUAAUAACUAUCGAGCUAAACAUGGUGUCCCACCUCUGAUGUGGUCACGUGAUUUGGCAGAAGGGGCGCAAAACUGGGCGGAUCAACUGGCGUCCACUGACUCCUUACAACACGAUGAAGUCGCCAUACAGAACCGGAAGAUGGGAGAAAACCUGGCCUAUUUUCAACCAGCCGUUCCGAAAUGCGAAGGUGCCAUGGUUGACAAUUGCGUCAACUGUCGAGAGAUGGUCCAACGGUGGUACGAUGAAAUUAAGAACUAUGAUUUUGAUAAAGGAGGCCCAAAGGCAGCCAGGGGUGCUUACAAACACUUUAGUCAGUUGAUCUGGGCUAACACUGCUGAACUGGGGGUUGGGACCGCGGUCAGUAAGCGGUAUGGCUUUAUAACAGUGGCACGAUACAGGCCGACGGGGAAUGAUGGCGGAUUUGAGGAGUUUAUAAGGAAUGUUCCCCCAGAAGGAGGACCUCUACCAACAUUGUCAUCACCACUUCAAGAUAAUUCAAAACGUGAGGGAGACGUAAAAAUGUCCUCUUCCUCGGAGAAAUCUGCAGUUUCCUCUGAAACAACAACAAAUUCGGUUGCUCCACAAUCAGCAAACAGACAUUCAUCUACAGCCGACAAAAAUCAGAGUAACACGCCAACUGUAACGAGCGGGGCUGCAGUUUUGUCCAAGGGCGCCAAACUUGGAAAUGAACCGACGCCUGUUCAACCGAUGAACAAAGAGCAGCAUCGCAAGGGUGGCUUUGUGCACACACUGACAGCUAAUGACGGAACGAGGGCUCAGGUGUACCUCAGCAGAAAUGGAGCCCAUGCGGGCAUAGUAUUCAGAAACGAAAUAUCCAGAGUGGCUCCCGAUGAGGAUACAACAGGAGUGAAAAGGACGAUAAAAGUGUUGUAAAAAAGUUUUUUUCCGUCAGGAAUCUGUCUUAACACCGUAGACUGAAGAGUAGGUGUCAGGUCGUUUAGAACUGAUAUUCCAGUCAAAUCCUAUAACGGCACCAAAUACAAAGAAGCAAAUAAUGUUCUAAAUCCUUAAAAUAACGAGAUCUGAUCAACAAUUCUCCCUCGUAGAAUUUGUACAUUUACUCGUAAACUUAUAAAGAGAAUAUGGGGUUGUAUCAUAUUAUAUAUAUCCAGGCUCUCCUGGGUAGGAUGGUUAGUUUAGAGUCGUGAGGGGGAGGGUAGUAUGGUUAGUUUAGAGUCGUGAGGGGGAGGGUAGUAUGGUUAGUUUAGAGUCGUGAGGGGGAGGGUCGUCGCAGUUUUGAAGCAAACAGAGUUCCACCUAUUUGCGCCGUGAAGGAUUUAGAAAAUGCCGUACCAUCACGUUAAUUGCACUUUUAUUCAUUUUCGUUACAAUACCAGUAAUAUUUACAAUCUUAAAUUCCGGUUACCUUGAAUAUUUAUGUCUCUGAAUACAAUGUUAAAGAUAUUGUUUCAUGAAGAGAAAUUAAGUGUUGUACAGGAAGGGCUUGCAAAGGUUAUAAGGGUUCACAAGGCAAACUGGUUGAGAGAAUACAAUGGAAAGCUUAGGACGGUUUUUAAGUCAAAAUGUCACUCGUGCGAUACUCUAACAAAGGUGCUGCAAAAAUAUUGAGGGAAAUACUAAAAUUAUGACAAAGAUAAAUGUGUUAAUAAUGAAAUGGUAUGAGUAAAUCAAUAUGUUGAUGAUGGCGAUAUCUUGCAAAAAUAAUAAAAUUGACUUUACAUUUAAGAUUUCAAUUGUUUGCUGCGUUUUUGGA